AUGUUCCACCGACAACGUGUACGAAUUAACAUUUUUGCAGAAUUUUUUUUUUAUUCUUUUCGAUGGCUUGUUAAAUCAAUGAUUUUUCAAAUUGGCUGAAAACAAGAGCGGUGAAUGCGUAUUUUUUUAUGAUCGGAGAUCAGUCUACCGUUGAGUGUCGUUCAGAAAUGUUCUUUUGAAUAGAGCUCGUAUGAAUAACGUUUUUUUACGUGGUUGCUUGAGUGUUGCGUUCAAAUCGUGAUAGAUUGUCGGAUAGAUUUUUUACGUUGUAAAAGGAUUAUUCCAUUUGAAAGGCAAACAACCAUGACCUACGACAAGUUCAUCAUUUUGUUUUUGUGUCCAUUUGUGGCAUCGUUAGACACCCUCGACACACAAAUUUCAGACGAUCUUGAUACGAAAUUAUCAUCUCAACUUUAUGCUGAACAACAAUUCUUCGAUACUGGAGACGAUACAGAUCAAGAUGCAAGGCAUAAGAGAAGCCCAAAAUACGUUGUCCUCGAAUCGCAUGGCCUAAAAAGCCAUUUUCGUUCGAAAGGCGAACUACGUAACGUUCAAUCCGAUGAUGACGUUGCAUUCAAAAACUUUGACAAAACAAAUGAAUUUAUGCAGAACAUAGCUUAUGAUAAGCUCCAUCCACCGAAACAGGAUGCUGAAGUGGAAAACUUCAGACUACCUCGAAGUAUUGAACCGGAACAUAGAAGUGUUGAAAUGUCGACACCAGGUGCAGUUCAAACUCCUGAAAAACUUCCACAAGCCGAAGCACAAGUUAUGGAUGACUAUCAUCCGGAACGACGUAAUCAGCCCAUGCCAAUGGACAGAUGGACCAAGUCACCUUUCGACUAUUCAAAGGUGCAUAAUGAGGAAGACUCUCUAGCCGAAGCAACGUCGGUGAAUGAAGGAAUCAAAGCAAGAACUCCACGCGUAAACUUUAUAACCCAACAAAAGAGCUCCAAAUCGGAGAAUCCAAAUGACUCUGAUCAGAAAUCCAGUGCCACAAAACCAGAAAUCUACAGAAGUCAACCGUCAGCAAAGCCUAUCGAAGAUCGAUAUUAUCGGCGAGACUACGAUGAAUUACCGUAUUACCGUGACUCGGACCCAUAUUCAAGGCGAUAUGAUCGAUACAGUCGAUACGAACGUGACGAUAUGUUCAACUACAAUCCGUAUCCCAUGGACUAUUCGAGAUCUUUUGAUGUUUACGACAGAUAUAUGCCGAAAGAACCAGCGUACCCGGAUCAUUACUACGAUUACCCAGAUAGUCGAUAUGAUUUGCCAGAGCCGAGAGAUUAUCGUCCGCUGUACUCAAAUGAUAUAAGUGAUCGAGGUGAUCGGUAUCCCUACCAUCCGUAUCAGAUGCCUCCACCAGCCACCAACCGAAAUCGUCGAAUAAUCUACUAUGCUACACUACCAGAAAUUGUGAGGACUCCACCCAGUGUGGAUCUAAGAUACAAGUCGUACAACAAUCGCUACGACGAUCUGUACGACAACUAUGCUUAUUACAAUCGUGACAUGGAGAUAAAUCGUAAUCGGCCGGCGUAUUUACCGAAUGCCGGUGCGUUGAAAGAUGAGAGAACUUCGCAGAUGAAAAUUAAGGAAAAGCCUGGCAUUGUAGAUGCACCGGUUCGAGUAUCCGGAUCGCUGACAGUUAAGGAUCCGAACAGUCGUUUAAUUUAUUCGGGUCGUCAUGGAGAGGAUAUGAAUUCGUAUUAUUAGGCGUGUAGUUGCGUGUGAGAACUAACAUAAGUUUAAUUGGUUGCUGUAAAACAAAAAUUAUAUUCCAGGGGAUGUCGUUGCACUAUAAAAAAUUAUGUUAUAUAUGGCACCGCCUCAGGAUGUCAAAUUGAUAUGAUUUAUUUUGCUUUGGUUUCUUAAGCAUUUCUCUAAAAUGAAGUGGAAUUACUUGAAUCAAAGUAUUUUACUUCUCCGGAUUGAUUGAGCGAAGAUUGAAAAUAUCGCAAAAGCUCGAUAGUAACAACUCGCAUUACAACCAUCAACAAAAAGGUCCACUUAACAUUAAACCUUUUAAGAGAAAUCUUAAGGAACUUCAAUGCACAUUUUUAGUUCUACUCAAGUACGUUAACUUCGCUUACAUUCCAAACUUUAAGUGAAUUCAAUUAAAAUGCAUUUGAAGCUACAUAUAUCGUGUUGGUUUAGCGAUAAUAUCGAAUGAGCGAUAAUAUCGUUCCGAAUGACAUCUCCUCCCCUUGAAUUCUUGAUGGGAGGUUGUCCUUAAAUGUUGAAAUGAUUUCAUCAUUUGAUUCAAUCUCCCGUUGAAAAUUGACGCUCGUUAUUUUAAGCAAAAUGGAAACUGAGAAAUUAAUUUCCUGAAUUGUAAAUCUGUCUGCAUUUGAUGAUAUGAUACCGGAUCACUAUACACAAUACACCAGGCACCAUUUUAAAGAAAACAUUUACCCACAUUUUUCUAAAUUUUCACACAUUUUUCCAUAUUUUCCUUAAUUUUU
This is a messenger RNA of Bradysia coprophila, 2459 nucleotides long. RefSeq lists its product as uncharacterized. NCBI's taxonomy places the organism in Eukaryota, Metazoa, Arthropoda, Insecta, Diptera, Sciaridae. The record is from RefSeq and is a predicted model, not a curated record.